UUUGUCAGACCUGCCCCUAAGAGGCGGAAGGGGAGCCUGAUCACCUCCCAGACUUGCCCUAGUAGUUCCACAAGGGAGGAGGAAUGAAGCUGCAAAUCUAAGGCUUUGGGUGUUGGGCGGCAGGUUGGAGUCACCAUGUGACUGUGUAUGGGGACUUGUGUCUCCUUCAUUUCCUGUGUCAAUGACUAUGAUAAUUAGAGCCAACAGUCUCUGGUUAGUCUACCUCAGAACGGAGACUUUAAGAAAUAUUCCCAAGCAGCUGCUGAAACUCCUUUUGUUUUGGGGAAGUUCCCUGUCUUCUCCGGACUGACAUGGACUGCCUAAUUCUACUGGUGGGAAACAAAACAAAAGAAACCUGGAGUCUGCUCCUCUGUCUGAGUUGACAAGAUUUAAAAGUGGGAAUUCUCUUUCUCUGCCUUGUGCUGGCACCUUGUCUCUUCUGCCUUCCCUUCCCUCCCUCCUGCUUCUGCACCACCUGGGGGGAGGCCUACAUAACUGGCUCCUCAAUGCCUCAGGCACCAUCAACUCCUCUUCCCACCCUAGAUGUUGAGAAGUGAAGACCACCGAAGACAGAUUUCCCCACUAACAUUCCAGUUUCUGAAAAAUGGACAAGGAGCUGGAUGUCUUCAGGAGGGAGUUAGUGGAUGUUCAGGGUGUCCCCCUCUUCUGGAGCAUUGCUGAGGAGUGGUCCCAGGUGGAGUCAUUUGAGGCCAGACCAGAUGACCUUCUGAUCGCAACCUACCCCAAAUCCGGGACAACCUGGAUCAGUGAAAUAUUGGAUUUGAUCUAUAAUAAUGGGGAUGUGGAGAAAUGCAAGCAGAACGCAAUAUACAAACGAGUGCCGUUCAUGGAAUUGAUAAUUCCUGGACUGGAUAAUGGUGUGGAGGAUUUGAAAAAAAAGCAGUCUCCUCGAUUAGUGAAAACACACCUACCUGUUCAACUUCUCCCUUCUUCAUUUUGGAAGAAUAACUGCAAGAUGGUCUACGUGGCACAAAAUGCUAAAGAUGUGGCUGUGUCUUACUAUUAUUUCUACCAGAUGGCAAAACUGCAUCCAGAGCCUGGCACCUGGGAAGAGUUCCUGGAUAAAUUCAUGACUGGAAAGGUGGCUUUUGGUGCGUGGUAUGAUCACGUGAAGGGCUGGUGGGAGAAGAGGAAUGAUUAUCGUAUUCUUUACCUAUUCUAUGAAGACAUGAAAGAGGAUCCAAAGCGUGAAAUUCAGAAAUUGUUAAAGUUUCUAGACAAAGAUCUGCCAGAAGAAACUGUGGAUAAAAUCCUCUAUUACAGCUCUUUUGAUGUGAUGAAGCAGAAUCCAUUUACAAAUUAUACCACUGUAGCAGGAGUUCGUAUGGAUCAUUCCAUUUCUCCCUUCAUGAGAAAGGGUAUUUUGGGAGAUUGGAAAAAUCACUUCACUGUAGCCCAGUAUGAGAGAUUUGAAAAAAAAUAUGAUAAGAAAAUGAAAGCGUCUACACUGUCGUUUCGUUCAGAGAUUUAAGAAAUACUGUUCUUUCUCCAACUCCUUUACCUAACCCUUAAAUUAGAAAAAAAAAUCCCUUCAA
This is a messenger RNA of Panthera uncia (snow leopard), 1556 nucleotides long. Its product is annotated as sulfotransferase 1 family member D1-like. Gene Ontology annotation, cellular component: cytoplasm. NCBI's taxonomy places the organism in Eukaryota, Metazoa, Chordata, Mammalia, Carnivora, Felidae. Gene Ontology annotation, biological process: sulfation. The record is from RefSeq and is a predicted model, not a curated record. The coding region runs from base 605 to 1492 and encodes 295 amino acids. The transcript is spliced from 8 exons. Gene Ontology annotation, molecular function: sulfotransferase activity.